AGGCUGCCCGGCCCCGGCCCCGGGCCGCCCGCGCUCCCCAUGAAAAACCAGCUCCGCGGCCCUCCAGCGCGAGUGCACAUGUCGACUUCGGGGGCGGCGGCGGCUGGGGGCACCCGGGCGGGGUCGGAACCGGGUGUGGGGUCUGGGUCCGGCGCAGGCACCGCUACGGGCGCGGCGACAGGAGCGGGGGCCAUGCCCUGCAAGAGCGCCGGGUGGCUGCAGGAAGAGCUGGAGGCGCGCGGCGGCGCGUCUCUGCUGUUGCUGGAUUGCCCGCCCCACGAGCUCUUCGAGUCGUCGCACAUUGAGACGGCCAUCAAUCUGGCCAUCCCGGGCCUCAUGCUGCGCCGCCUGCGCAAGGGCAACCUGGCCAUCCACUCCAUCAUCCCCAACCACGCCGACAAGGAGCGUUUUGCCACGCGUUGCAAGGCGGCUACCGUGCUGCUCUACGACGAGGCCACGGCCGAGUGACAACCCGAGCCCGGUGCUCCUGCCUCGGUGCUCGGACUGCUCCUGCAGAAGCUACGCGACGACGGCUGCCAGGCCCACUACCUCCAAGGUGGUUUCAACAAGUUCCAGACUGAGUACUCAGAGCAUUGUGAGACCAAUGAGGACAGCUCGUCUUCGCCCAGCAGUUCGCCGCCCACCUCGGUGCUGGGCCUGGGGGGCCUGCGCAUCAGCUCUGACUGCUCCGAUGGCGAGUCAGACCGAGAGCUGCCCAGCAGUGCCACUGAAUCGGAUGGCAGCCCUGUGCCAUCCAGCCAGCCAGCCUUCCCCGUUCAAAUCCUGCCCUGCCUCUACCUCGGCUGUGCCAAGGACUCCACCAACUUGGAUGUGCUCGGCAAAUAUGGCAUCAAAUAUAUCCUCAAUGUCACUCCCAACCUACCCAACGCCUUCGAGCAUGGUGGCGAGUUCACCUACAAGCAGAUCCCCAUCUCUGACCACUGGAGCCAGAACCUCUCCCAGUUCUUCCCUGAGGCCAUCAGCUUCAUUGAUGAGGCCCGCUCCAAGAAGUGUGGUGUCCUGGUGCACUGCCUGGCAGGCAUCAGCCGCUCGGUGACGGUCACCGUGGCCUACCUAAUGCAGAAGAUGAACCUGUCACUAAAUGAUGCCUAUGACUUCGUCAAGAGGAAAAAGUCCAACAUCUCACCCAACUUCAAUUUCAUGGGGCAGUUGCUGGACUUUGAGCGGACGCUGGGGCUAAGCAGCCCAUGCGACAACCACGCGCCCAAUGAGCAGCUGUACUUCUCCACGCCCACCAACCACAACCUGUUUCCACUCAACACCCUUGAGUCCACGUGA
Molecule: messenger RNA, 1299 nt
Organism: Sciurus carolinensis (gray squirrel)
Lineage: Eukaryota; Metazoa; Chordata; Mammalia; Rodentia; Sciuridae
Product: dual specificity protein phosphatase 7-like
Exons: 1
Biological process (GO): protein dephosphorylation; negative regulation of MAPK cascade
Cellular component (GO): cytosol; cytoplasm
Molecular function (GO): MAP kinase tyrosine/serine/threonine phosphatase activity; protein tyrosine/threonine phosphatase activity
Source: RefSeq, a predicted model, not a curated record